Molecule: messenger RNA, 5196 nt
Organism: Apus apus (common swift)
Lineage: Eukaryota; Metazoa; Chordata; Aves; Apodiformes; Apodidae
Gene: KPNA5
Product: karyopherin subunit alpha 5
Exons: 14
Coding region: 129-1739 (536 amino acids)
Biological process (GO): NLS-bearing protein import into nucleus
Cellular component (GO): nucleus; nucleoplasm; cytoplasm
Molecular function (GO): protein binding; nuclear import signal receptor activity
Source: RefSeq, a predicted model, not a curated record
GGUGGAGGGCCUGGAGAGUCAGUCUGGUGAAGGACAUUGGAGGAGCUGGGAAUGUUUAGUUGGAGGAGGCGGAGGGGAGACCUGCUCAGUCUCUACAGGGACCUGACAGGUCGUUGUGGAGAGACAAUAUGGCAAGCCCAGGUAAAGAUAACUUCAGAAUGAAAAGCUACAAAAAUAAUGCACUUAAUCCCCAAGAAAUGCGCAGACGAAGAGAGGAGGAAGGAAUCCAGCUUCGGAAACAGAAAAGGGAAGAACAGCUGUUUAAACGCCGAAAUGUUUCUCUCCCGGGAAAUGAAGAAUCUAUGGUAGAAAGUCCAAUUCAGGAUCCUGAUGUCAGCUCUACUGUACCUAUCCCAGAGGAAGAAGUUAUUACAGUGGAUAUGGUGCAGAUGAUUUUCUCAGAUGAUCCUGAUCAGCAACUCACAGCAACUCAGAAAUUCAGAAAAUUGCUAUCUAAAGAGCCUAAUCCACCUAUAGAUGAAGUCAUACAAAAACCAGGAGUAGUGCAGAGAUUUGUGAAAUUUCUAGAGAGGAGUGAGAAUUACACUCUGCAAUUUGAAGCAGCUUGGGCAUUGACAAACAUAGCAUCUGGAACUUUUCUACACACUAAAGUUGUAAUUGAAACCGGAGCUGUUCCAAUUUUUAUUAAGUUGCUUAGUUCAGAACAUGAAGAUGUACAGGAGCAGGCAGUGUGGGCUCUUGGUAACAUUGCUGGUGAUAAUGCAGAAUGCAGAGACUUUGUUUUAAACUGUGGAAUAUUGCCACCCCUCUUGGAACUCUUAACAAAUUCAAAUCGUCUUACAACAACUAGAAAUGCAGUCUGGGCUCUCUCAAAUCUCUGUAGAGGAAAGAACCCACCUCCAGACUUCAGUAAGGUUGCUCCUUGCUUGAAUGUUUUAUCAAGACUGUUGUUUAGCAGUGACCCAGAUGUACUGGCAGAUGCUUGCUGGGCCCUCUCAUACCUUUCAGAUGGUCCCAAUGAUAAAAUUCAAGCUGUUAUUGAUUCUGGAGUGUGUCGGAGACUGGUAGAGCUGCUGAUGCAUAAUGAUUACAAGGUGGUAUCCCCUGCACUAAGGGCAGUUGGAAAUAUUGUUACUGGGGAUGAUAUCCAAACACAGGUAAUUCUAAACUGCUCUGCAUUACCCUGUCUCUUGCACUUGCUUAGUAGUCCCAAGGAAUCUAUUCGAAAGGAAGCAUGUUGGACUGUUUCUAAUAUAACUGCAGGAAACAGAGCUCAAAUUCAGGCUGUUACAGAUGCAAAUAUUUUUCCAAUAUUGAUUGAAAUUCUUCAAAAAGCUGAAUUUCGCACCAGAAAAGAAGCAGCAUGGGCCAUAACUAAUGCAACAUCAGGAGGAACCCCUGAACAGAUUAGGUAUUUGGUAGCACUAGGUUGUACCAAGCCUCUUUGUGACCUCCUGACUGUGAUGGAUUCAAAGAUAGUACAGGUGGCUUUAAAUGGACUUGAAAAUAUUCUGCGUCUUGGAGAACAAGAGUCUAAGCAAAAUGGAAUGGGCAUUAAUCCUUAUUGUGCCCUUAUAGAGGAAGCAUAUGGACUUGAUAAAAUUGAAUUUCUUCAGAGGCAUGAAAACCAAGAGAUCUACCAAAAAGCUUUCGAACUCAUAGAACAUUACUUUGGUGUGGAAGAAGAGGACUCCAGUAUUGCACCUCAGGUGGAUGAAAGUCAGCAGCAGUUUGUGUUUCAACAGCAGGAGGCUCCAAUGGAGGGGUUUCAGCUGUAAGCUAUUAAAGUGACAACAAGCAUAAAAAGUAAACACUUGUAGGGUUUUGUUUUUUUCUUUUCCCAGAGGUCUUUUCUUUAUGGCCAAAGUUACAGGAAAUUGAAUAUGUUUUGCAAAAACAGAUGAAGCAGCUCAUGCACUUUUAUAUACUGUGUUAGAUACAACUGUUCUUGGUUUUGUAUUUGUGUUUUUCAUUAUCUCAUAUGUACAGAAAAUAACUGUGAUUAAUCAUGUCUGAAGUAAAGCAUUAAUUGUGAUUUAACAAAAACUGUUAAGCUAAGACUUGGUAGGAUUUUAGGUAGUGUUUCUGAAUUUUUCACAUAGUCUCAAACUGCAUAUCAGCAAUACAGUUACUGACAGUUGCAUUUUUGGCAGUAGGCUUGACUUGCCCAGUCUCUAUUAAAUCUACCUCUUGUAUUGAAGCAAAAACAUUGCUUCAGAACUAAGGCAUGAAAUCAAGAUGAGCUUGUAAGAAGCUGAAUUGGAAUGUGAAAAAUAUUUAUUUAAAAUUGUGGAACUUUUAUGCAUUAAUUGCUUUACAACACACUGUUUGAAUUUAUUUAUAAAAUGUAUUUAAAAACAUAAUAGAUAUACAUAUAUAAUGCUAAUAUAAUAUUGAAUAUAUGGAAAAGCUUUUUCUGAGUCAUGUGGGAAGAGGACUGUUUCAGAGGUUUUCAAAUUGAAAUCAAUAGAGAGCUUGCUGGUCAUUUGAUGUUGGCUCUGUAAUUAAAGCUGCUAAAUGGCAUUAAAAGUCAUUUGCUGUGGGAGCAGUUGCUGUAGUUAUUAAAAGAAUGCUGUGAUUAUGAAUGACAGGGAUAGUCAUUUGCCCAAAUCACCAAGCAGAUGGUUUACAACUGUCUCCUGUCAAAAUGUGGUAGCACCACUUUAGUUUGAGAUACAUUGUAAUGUUUGUCUUUCUAGUACAGUAGCUUCUUAAAAGUUUAGAGAGUAGGUGUUAUUUUUUUUGACCAAAUAUGCUACUGCCACUUGAGUUGUUCUUUAAGUUAACUGUUUUAUUUGAUAAGACAAUAGAAAUAACUGCAGUGAAGAACAAAUAGUGAAUCACUCCUUUCCAGUUGAAGGAAAACUUUGUUGUAUGUAAAUAGCAUUAAGUAUUUGGACACCAAAACUAACUAGAAGUUACUGCUAUCUGAAUAUUUAGGCUUUAUGAUAUACAGUAUUUGCAGUUAAGCACUAAAAGAAAUAGAAUUCUAAUAUUUAUGUUAACAAUUUUGAAUACAGAGAAACGUUUGCUCUGCUUGGACUUGCAUAUAAGUAGUUUUUCUAGCAUAUUAGUAGUAUAUCUCAUUUGGAGAAGUUUAAUACUUUGGGUUAACUCUAAAGUAUUAUUUUUUUAACCUAUAAUUAAUGUAUUAACAUCAAACUCCUGAGUUACGAGAUCUCAUGCUUCAAUAAAAGCUGCAACUUAAAACUUCAAAUUACUUACUCCAUGGUACUGUGCUUGUCACUAAACAAUACUUUAAUGCACUGAAUAAUACACGUUAAAGGUGGUAUCAUUUACAGUACCAUUUUAUAUUUAGAAUUUUUUUUACAUGCAAUUUAAGAUUCUAAGAUGUCUCAUUUCUGUGUUACAGCAAUAUAUACUAUAUUGUAAUUGAAUGCAGGACUUGAAGUGGAUUUUCUGGGAUCAGUGGUCAGUUUUGACCAAGACAACUGGGAGGGAAGAAAUCUCUUUUUGAAGUCUUUUUAGGAGAAGAUAGGAGUGUAAGAAGUGUAUAUAGGAGUGCUGUUACUUUAUGAACUCUGAAUAAGGAGAUAUUUUAGCAAAUGACACUUUAAACCUAGAUUUGUACAGCAUAUAACAGUUUUGAGUAGUGUGAUAAUACUGAGUACAGCUGCCAAAUUUUCAUAUAAUGUUGUUAGAUGAUUGUAUUUGUGCCCUUUUUACUUUCAUAGUUUUAGGUUUUCAUAUACUGACCUUCCUUCGUUCACCCCAUCUGUUCAAAGUACAGGGUAACAGUCAUGGAAAGCUACCAGGAUUACUAGCAAAUGCUGAAUUUCAGUGUUCUUCUAGUGUAAGAAAAUUAUUCAGGUAACAGGGUAUUCCAUUGUUUAUCACAACUUUGUUUUGGUAACAUAACCAGCUGUGCCUGCUGUUUAUUUGGAGAACCCUGUAAAAACUGCAUUUAUAAGCCUCUCUAAUUUAAACCAAAUCUGAAUUAUAAAAAUCUUGGUUAAAAGACUUGAAGAAAAGAUGGGACAUUUAAAGUAUUACAUUACUUUGAAAAAAUGUCUUCAGUUUUGUGAAUAUAUUUGUGAACAGUUAGUGACUGCACUUUAUGCAUUUAGAUAAACUAUUUCAUGCCUUUGAUACAUUUAAAUGUGACAGUUUAAAAGGGAAUUAAAAUUGAUGAAUUUGGCUGAUGAAAACCAUUAUUUAAACUCAACAUUUGGUUUACCCUAAAAUGUUAAAAUAAUAAUGAAAAUUCUCCUUUAAAGGCUAAAUAUACAGGAUGGCCUCUCCUAUUUUAUCCCUGGUUUUACAUCACAUUUUUUAAAAAGCACAUAAAUGAACAAUAUAAAACCAGAGAUGGUGACUUAAGGUCAGCUCUGGUGUAGUCAUUUGCAGAUAGGGUGUUAAUAUGUCAUUGCCUAAACAGAUGAAACCAGUGUGGAGAAAAAAAAAAGCAACAAACAAAAAACCCAAAAAGCCCUGUGAGAGUACAAUCUCUUGAAGCUUGCUAUUUUAUAUGGUAUCUGAAGUGCCCUGUCAGUUAUUAAGUAUGUUUAAAAAUACAGGGGUUUGGUUUUUUUGUGGGUUUGGUUUUAAUCAAAAUGGUACCAUUUGUUCUGCUUAAAUGUGAAUACUAACUAGCUAAUCUAUGCAACUAUGCAAAGCAUAAGAUUUUAUUUUUUUUAGUUCCAUACUCGAUACACUGAAUCAUAUCUUUUUUCAUUGUUGCACUUUUGUCUGAGGACUGGUUCAUACAGCUUUUUUAUUUUCUAGUAUUUGCUUUAAACACUGUUGCUAGAAGCAAUCAGAAAAUAGUAAUAAUGUUGGCACAGAUAUAAGUUAGCUGUAGAGCAAGUUUGCAACUGGAAAAUAUUUAUUGUUGGGUCUGUCUUUAAUUAAAAAAAUUUAAAAGAUGCACUGUUGUCUUUCCUCCACGGUUAGUUCUCAAUUGAUUUAAAUUUACUGAAUUGUCCAAAACUGAGGAUUUUUGUAAUAGGUCUGCCAAUUGAUGUGAAGUUUAACUGUGACCUCAAAAGUUCACUGACAUCUGGAAUUAGAAAUUUCAGUUACUUAUGGCACAAAAUCUUUAUACAAUGUGUGGAAACUACACUACCUACGCUAACUCCAGACAGUAAUAGUGCAUCUUUAAAUCCAGGCCAAAGGCCCAUUACUGUAACAGAACACAUAUGAGUAGUAUGCAAUAUUAUGGAAUGUUAAAUCUCCAAAUACCAUACAGAAACCAAUAAAACCUAUUUUACAGAU